Messenger RNA from Brenthis ino (lesser marbled fritillary), 204 nucleotides. Lineage: Eukaryota; Metazoa; Arthropoda; Insecta; Lepidoptera; Nymphalidae. The record is from the annotation of a GenBank genome assembly.
AUGGCGACCUUGCCCGGCUGUGACUCUGCGACCUUGGAGCCGACCGCCCGCGCUCUGCGCACCCCUUCUCCCCUCCUCCUCCUCACCUCCUGCGCAACCCUCGCACGACUCCCCCCGCCCACGUUCACCCCUCGACCCAGUGCGCCUACCACCCACGGCCCACCACCUCGUGCAAAAUUUAAUAUACCUUCAAGUAUUACCAGU